Messenger RNA from Scheffersomyces amazonensis, 1621 nucleotides. Its product is annotated as Hsp90 cochaperone. NCBI's taxonomy places the organism in Eukaryota, Fungi, Ascomycota, Pichiomycetes, Serinales, Debaryomycetaceae. Gene Ontology annotation, cellular component: cytoplasm; nucleoplasm. Bases 59 to 1585 code for a protein of 508 amino acids. The transcript has a single exon. Gene Ontology annotation, biological process: box H/ACA snoRNP assembly. The record is from RefSeq and is a predicted model, not a curated record.
UCGGUAAAUCUAAUCAUUAUCCAUAUUAGAGUCAGUAAAUUAAGUACCACUAAACAAGAUGAUAACUCCAUUCUUCAGUAUUAAACAAGAUGAUGAGUAUGUAUAUAUAGACAUUAAAGUUUCUCAUAUAAGAUUUAAUGCUAAAAGUAUUGAGUUCACUAUCGAUGAAGAAUUAUUCAUAUUUUCUCUUCCUCCAUACUAUUUAAGACUUCGAUUUCCUUAUGUAUUAGCUAAUGAUGAAGAAAGAAGUAAUGCUACAUUUGAAGGGGAAUUGAUUAAGGUAAAAGUUCCCAAAUUGACUAAGGGCCAAUUUUUUCCUGAUUUGGAUUUGGCUGCAAAGUUACUUGCUAGAUCCACUAAUGUUAUUGAUAGUGAAGAAUUGAAAGAAAAUGGUUCUGGCACUGAACAAGUCCAGAGUCUGAAUAACCAGCAAAUUAAACCAUUGAUUCAAGAACUCGAUGUAGAUAAUGAUAUCUCCGCAACACACCAAGUAGAACAGGAUUUUAAGGAGGGAGAACAAUUCAAUUGGGAGGUUGAACAGACUAUACCGUCUAGUAGUGAUUCCGAUAUAAAAUUAACUAAAUCUAUAAAGUAUGGAUUCAAUGACAAUUAUGAUUCUAUAAUAGGAGUAUCUCAAUCAAAUGGGAAUGAUAUAAAUGAGUUAGGUGAUUCUGAAAAUACUCCAACAGAUGAAAGAAUUCUUGAAAGACUCAUUAAAGAAAACAUAAAAUUUGAUCCUGAAUUUUAUGCUGCAGACUAUAUAAUGGAAAAAUAUCCUACUCCUGAUGAUGAUAAAGUUUAUGUGGAAUUAUUAAAAUGGAAAAAUCCUCUAGUCAAUCAAUUUUUAAAAUGGUAUAAAGCUCAACAAUCUUUACCAGAAGAAGAAAGAGUUCCAAUAAUGCCAGUUGAAUUUACUAAAGAUGAACAAGAAAAGAUGAUUAAUUUACCCCGUAAAUCAUAUAUAGUAGAAGAUAAAUCAUCUUUAUUAUUACUUUUAGUAUCAUUAUUAUUUGCUUAUCAUUUUGAUUUACGAGAAAAUGAAGGUGAUCAUAAUAUAGAAAGUGCUUGGACAAUAGGUAAGAUUGUUCCACAAUUUGCUUACUUAGAUAAUCGAAUUAUUAUACAAUCUGAUAAUGUAUUACGAGCUACCAUUAUUACAUUAAUACGAAGAGCCUUAUCAUAUCCUUAUCAUAGAAAUUAUAAUCUAAUUUCAAAAGUUUGGGAUGAUGUAUAUUAUACUUUAAGAGGAGGUAAAAGAUUAAUUAUCAAAGCUUUGAUAGAUUUAAAGGAACUAUUUAGAUUUCAUGAUGUAUAUUAUGUCUAUGAUAAGAUAUGGUUAGAAGAUUUCUUGACCUGGUUUAUAAGUGAACAAGUACAUGAGAACAUGAUCAGAAGUUUGGCUCAUGAUUUGAAAAGGGAAGUUAGUUCUGUAAAUAAGACAGAUAUUACAUUUGAGAAACCACAGACAAUUAAUGAAGAAGGUGAUGAAGACGACGAUGAAGAUUUAGAAAAUGAUGAUCUAUUAGCCCUCAAUUUACAAGAGAUUGAAAUAAUGGCUGAAGAUAUGUAUCAGCAACAACAAUAAUAAUAUAAUAAAAUUACAAUAAUAAAUAUACUACCU